This is a messenger RNA of Trypanosoma theileri, 1644 nucleotides long. Its product is annotated as beta-fructofuranosidase-like protein. The transcript has a single exon. Gene Ontology annotation, biological process: carbohydrate metabolic process. The annotation marks the transcript as partial. Gene Ontology annotation, molecular function: hydrolase activity, hydrolyzing O-glycosyl compounds. NCBI's taxonomy places the organism in Eukaryota, Euglenozoa, Kinetoplastea, Trypanosomatida, Trypanosomatidae. The record is from RefSeq and is a predicted model, not a curated record.
GUGCUGAUGUAUACGUGUGCUGCAGAUGGUGACGUGCAGCGACAAUGCAUUGCUUUACCACCCAAGGAAGAUGUCCAAUCUGGUGGCAAACGUUCGCUCAACUCGUUUGUUAAGCUUCCCACAAAUCCUGUAUUGACAGAGAAGGAUGUGCCUGGCCUUAUUGGGCUGAACCACUUUCGUGACCCCACAAACUUCUGGGUGAACCCUGAUAACACAUCAGAGUGGCUGGUGGCUUUUGUAGCCAGUGUUAAUAAUUCAGCUGGUAUACCUGAAGCGCAGGUUGUUGUUUUCGCUACCAGUGAUCCCAAUUUUCGUUCAGACUUCCGAUUCUCACACGCCAUUUGGGAAAAUUUGUUUGAAGUAGACGACAUGCUUGAACAUCCAGAUUUUUUCAAACUGGGAGACGAAUACUACUUGAAGGUGUCAACAAUGGUCGGUGGUCAGGACCACUGGGUAUAUGGUAACUACUCGAAGGAUGAUGAAGGUGAGACGGUCUACGAAGCGGACGAUGAUCACUCCCGGACAUUCAUCGACUAUGGCAGAUGGUAUGCAUCCAAGCAGAAUUAUGAUCCCAUUCUCAAUCGCACUAUUUUGUGGGGUUGGAUCCCUGAAGAAGACGCGGAAGCUGCAAUGAAGACUCGUGGGUGGUCUGGUGCAAUAGACAUGCCUCGUAACGUCGAGUACGAUGCUACUGCCCAAAAGUUAAAAACCUACCCCAUGCCGGAGCUCGCCAAGUUGCGUCUCUAUACUACAACGAGUGAUGUUGAAAUCCGGGCGAAUGAGGUAAAAGUGUAUAACGCCAACGCCCCGCUGCACUAUGAAAUGGUUGUGGAUUUUGAAAUACCUGAGGGAUUCACCAACAAACCAGCGGAGAACACAGACACCGUUCCAUCCUUUGGUGUUCUCGUACGCUACAAGGAUAGCAACACAUACACUCGAUUCGCUGUGACGAUGCCUCCGACUGCAAAUAUGGGGGUGGGGUUUGAUCAAAAAGGAAGGGUGUUGGACCGGUUCACGGUUUUGUUGCAAGCGACGUGCGCUGAGGUGUGCGAAUUCGAUCGUCGUUGUGUCGCAUGGACGGCGGUAAAUACAACAGAAGACUCGCCUCAGUACAGCUGUACACUUAUGAGUACCUAUGGUGACGUUGUUGCUGCCAAUGAAUCUGUCGUGACAGGUCGUGUGUGGGAACCCAUUCUUCUUCUGGACCGAGGCAAAUCCGGCACGACUGGAUUCCACGAAACCUGGACCGGCCGAGCUCCUCUCGUUGGAAAUGGCACAAGGGUACAGCUGCGAGUAUUUGUGGAUGACACCAUCGUUCAGGUCUUCAAGGAUGGUGGCCUGGAAUCGCUGACGGGUCGUGUUUACGUUCCCAAUGACCAUUCUGGAGUUGCCCUCUUCUCCUACAAUAUAAACUCAAAUGUCUCGGCCAGAGUCUCUUUCUACGAGAUGGAUACUGUACAUGAAUCAAAUGCGGCACCAACUAAGGCACCAACCGAGGGUUCAAAUUCAGGACCGACCGAAGCACCAACUACGGGUCCGUCCAAGGCACCGGAUGCAUCGUGGCAUACAGCAGGAUCACACCUUAUUAAAGUAAUGUUUUUGGCAGUUACCCUUCACACCGUAUUGCCGCUGCUUCUUUUUUGA